Pungitius pungitius (ninespine stickleback) is the source of this 1729-nucleotide messenger RNA. Its product is annotated as plexin-A2-like. The transcript has 3 exons. NCBI's taxonomy places the organism in Eukaryota, Metazoa, Chordata, Actinopteri, Perciformes, Gasterosteidae. The record is from RefSeq and is a predicted model, not a curated record. The annotation marks the transcript as partial. Gene Ontology annotation, molecular function: protein binding; semaphorin receptor activity. Gene Ontology annotation, cellular component: semaphorin receptor complex; plasma membrane. Gene Ontology annotation, biological process: positive regulation of axonogenesis; semaphorin-plexin signaling pathway involved in axon guidance; regulation of GTPase activity.
AAUGAAACCCUCGAGGCGGUUUCUCCACUCGAGGAUCUUUGGUUGUUUAAAAUAAAUGUCUUUUAUUUUCUCUUUCAGAAUGGUGUGAAGGCCUCGACACGGCUGACACCGCAGCGCACGAUCCCAGGUGUUUAAUCCGACCUCUGUGCAUCAGUUUGUUUCCCGGAGUCACGUGGGGAUGAGACCGCGCUUGCAAAAAGGACGGACUUACAGCGGCCUCGCUAAAGGUCACCGUCCCCCAAAGGUCAUGUGGCGGCCCCUGGCGCUGUGGCUACUCGCCCUGAUCUCCGCGACCCAGCGGCCGGCCGCGGGACAGACCCUGAGCACCUUCCCCUCGGAGAGGCGGGACUGGCCGCUGAGCCACCUGGCCGUGCACCGGUCCAGCGGCGCCCUGUACGUGGGCGCCGUCAACCGGGUCUACAAGCUGUCGGCCAACCUCACGCUCCUGGUGUCCCACGACACGGGGCCGGAGUACGACAACAAAGCGUGCUACCCGCCGCUCAUCGUCCAGCCCUGCUCCGAGCCGCUCGCCGCCACCGACAACGUCAACAAGCUGCUGCUCAUCGACUACUCGCACGGCCGCCUGCUGGCCUGCGGCAGCCUCUACCAGGGCGUCUGCAAGCUGCUGAGGCUGGACGACCUGUUCAUCCUGGUGGAGCCCACGCACAAGAAGGAGCACUACCUGUCCAGCGACAACCGGACGGGCACCAUGUACGGGGUGGUGGUGCCCUCGCCGGGCCAGGACGCCACCCUGUACGUGGGCACGGCGGUGGGCGGCAAACAGGACUACUUCCCGACCAUCUCCAGCCGCAAGCUGCCGCGCGACCCGGAGUCCUCGGCCAUGCUGGACUACGAGCUGCACACCGACUUUGUCUCCUCCCUCAUCAAGAUCCCGUCGGACACGCUGGCCCUCGUGCCGCACUUUGACAUCUACUACGUCUACGGCUUCGCCAGCGGCAGCUUCGUCUACUUCCUGACGGUGCAGCCGGAGACGCCGGAGAGCGGGAUGCCCGCCGGCGGCUCCGCCGGCGACCUCUUCUACACCUCCCGCAUCAUCCGCCUGUGCAAGGGCGACAAGAAGUUCCACUCGUACGUGUCGCUGCCCGUGGGCUGCGUGCACAAAGGCGAGGAGUACCGCCUGCUGCAGGCGGCCCACCUGUCCAAGGCCGGCGGGGCUCUGGCCAAGUCGCUCAACAUCAGCGCCCAGGAGGACGUGCUGUUCGCCGUGUUCUCCAAGGGGCAGAAGCAGUGCCACGACCCUCCGGACCACUCCGCCCUCUGCGUCUUCACCAUCCGAGACGUCAACGCGCGCAUCAAGGAGCGGCUGCAGUCCUGCUACCAGGGGGAGGGAAACCUGGAGCUGCACUGGCUGCUGGGAAAAGACGUGCAGUGCACCAAGGCGCCGGUUCCCAUCGACGACCACUUCUGCGGCCUGGACAUAAACCAGCCCCUGGGGGGUUCCCGGCUGGUGUCGGGUCGGACGCUGUACACGGAGAGCAGGGACAGGCUGACCUCCGUCACCUCCUACGUCUACCACGGACACAGCGUGAUCUUCCUGGGGACCAGGAGCGGGCGGCUGAAGAAGGUCAGAGUGGACGGCCCUCUGGUGGGGGGCGUGCUGUACGAGACGGUGGUCGUGAUGAAGGACGGCGGCCCCAUCCUCCGGGACAUGGCCUUCUCCCUGGACCGGAGCUCUCUCUACGUCAUGUCCGACACUCAGGUGAGGAGA